AUGAAGAUCAACAUCCUGACUCCCUUCAUCCUCGCCUACUUCGCCACGACCGGCCUUGCUGAUGACGAGAAAAAAUACGACGACGACAAGAAUUGGUCAAAUGAAGUGACAGUCCAACUUGCAAAUGACCAGUCUGGCGCCAACGCAAAUGUCAAAGUCCCAGCCGACGGCGAGAAGCGCUCCAUUGGCUCCCUCUGGGGCUGGACCGCCGUUGCAAAAGACGGCGUGGUAUUUGCGACAAGCGCCCAACUCGUCAAAUUUGAGCAAGACACCGCCUGUGAAAUUUUCGAUGACUACUAUCUUGACGCUAAGCUCAAUGCCAGACAGACUUGGGUCUCUCUGAAAGGCGGCGCAGUGGUCAAGUUGAAAGAUGCUUUCAUCGCCUGUUAUGAUCACGAUGAUCACUGGUAUUAG
Molecule: messenger RNA, 414 nt
Organism: Penicillium soppii
Lineage: Eukaryota; Fungi; Ascomycota; Eurotiomycetes; Eurotiales; Aspergillaceae
Exons: 1
Coding region: 1-414 (137 amino acids)
Source: RefSeq, a predicted model, not a curated record